CGAACCCGCCCGUGGAAAAUACGAAAAUACGGGUUUUCACUGUCAAAUCGGACCUGCCUGAUAAAUUUAUCAAUGGAUUUCCACAAGGAAACAUUCCUGAUCUUGACAUACAUGGGAUUAUGGAAACCCAAAAAUUUAUCAAAAUGGAAAUCUAUUUUUUACAAUCUUUAUUCAGCAGUGGUUGUAACGAUGAUGACUACCUAUGGCCUUUCGCGGUUAGUGAAUAUGAUUGUCUCAACUAAAAAUAUGGCUCAAUUUAUAUUUCUCGGAGUACUUGAAAGUGGUUUGAAAGGUUGUACUUUAUUUUUUUACGCUUCAAAAAUCAUAAAUAUUUUCGAAAUGGUGAGUCGUCCGCCCUUUCAAUGUCAAACAUCUGAGGAGUCUCUAGUUCACCAACAAUUCAGCAGAGAAGUUCGACGUGUUUCGCGCUACUGUUUUAUGUACAUCAUGAUAGCAGCACCAUAUUAUGGAAUUGAUGCUUUUUUCACAGCUCUACCAAAGAGAAAAUUACCGCUUGAAUGUUGGUUACCCUAUGAUUACUCCAGUCUGUACGCAUGGGGAUUUUCAUCAGUCUGUCUCUUACUUGGUAUGCUCUGGGGUAUUACAUUCAAUGUAGUAUGCAAUUGUCUCUUCUUCGAAAUGAUGAUGCAAGUAGUCCUCCACGUGAAGAUAUUGAAGAUUCGACUUCGAGCGAUGAUAAACACUCAACCGAAUGCUAACAGGACCAAUAAUCAUUGUAGAGGAAACCAAUUGCUAUUGGAACGUCAAUCGUUGCAUCAUUGCGUUCAAUAUCACAUCGCCAUCAUUAGAUUGGGCAAAGAUAUCAAGGCUAUAUUGUCCACCAUAAUAUUGAUAAAAUACUCAUUAACUUCCAUCAUGCUAUGCACAACUGUUUAUCUCAUGGCCAAAACACCAGUAUUUUCGACAAAUUUUGUUAGCUUCAGCGUUUACUUCGGAUUUAUAUUUUAUCAAAUAUAUAUUCUCUGUUAUGCUGGUCAUCGCAUCCGAAUGGAGUUUGACAGCAUUGGGGAAGUUUUAUACACUUCCAAUUGGAUCGCACUGAGUGAAACCUCUAAGCAGUCUAUGAAGUUCAUGAUGAUCAAUGCUGAGAAACCGUUCGUUUUCACUUGCGGUGGUAUUCUAAAAUUGGAUAUAGAGGCAUUGAAGAAUACACUCCAGCUGGCUUAUUCUAUCUACAACAUUCUCUAGGAUCACAGUUAUCCUCAGGCGACUCUCCGUAGCUCUCUACUUCUCUAGCUCUUCGGGCGUCGCCGAGCGAGGGGAAUAUCGCCCCCCACUACGUGUGUGCCGUCACGGACUCGGAACAACUCGAGAGGGGAAGUGUGUUUUGGGAAUUGACGGUGGCUAUAGCGUUCUUGCUUGAAUAGUCACAGUGUCCCUCCUGCCAAACACUUGUAGAUG
Diachasma alloeum is the source of this 1422-nucleotide messenger RNA. It is a transcript of the gene Or101, whose product is annotated as odorant receptor 4. Gene Ontology annotation, biological process: sensory perception of smell; detection of chemical stimulus involved in sensory perception of smell. The record is from RefSeq and is a predicted model, not a curated record. The transcript has 5 exons. Gene Ontology annotation, cellular component: plasma membrane. The coding region runs from base 73 to 1209 and encodes 378 amino acids. Lineage: Eukaryota; Metazoa; Arthropoda; Insecta; Hymenoptera; Braconidae. Gene Ontology annotation, molecular function: odorant binding; olfactory receptor activity.